This is a messenger RNA of Acanthosepion pharaonis, 2946 nucleotides long. Lineage: Eukaryota; Metazoa; Mollusca; Cephalopoda; Sepiida; Sepiidae. The record is from the annotation of a GenBank genome assembly.
AUGUAUCUUUUCCCUCUCUUCCCUCGAAUAAUAUCUGUACCUUUCCCUCUCUUUCCUCUAAUAAUAUCUAUAAUAUCUGUACCUUUCCCUCUCUUCCCUCUAAUAAUAUCUGUAUUUCCUCUCUUCCCUCUAAUAAUAUCUGUACCUUUCCCUCUCUUCCCUCGAAUAAUAUCUGUAUCUUUCCCCUCUCUUCCCUCGAAUAAUAUCUGUACCUUUUCCUCUCUUCCCUCGAAUAAUAUCUGUACCUUUUCCUUUUCCCUCUCUUUCCCUCUUUUCCCUCGAAUAAUAUCUGUACCUUUCCCUCUCUUCCCUCUAAUAAUAUCUGUAUCUUUCCCUCUCUUCCCUCUAAUAAUAUCUAAUAAUAUCUGUACCUUUUUCCUCUCUUCCUUCCUCUCUUUCCUCUCUAAUAAUAUCUGCCAAUAUCUAAUAUCUGUAUUUUUCCCUCUCUUCCCUCUAAUAAUAUCUGUAUCUUUUCCCUCUCUUCCCUCCUAUAAUAUCUGUAUCUUUCCCUUUUCCCUCUCUUUUCCCUCUCUUCCCUCCAAUAAUAUCUGUACCUUUCCCUCUCUUUCCUCGAAUAAUAUCUGUACCUUUCCCUCUCUUCCCUCUAAUAAUAUCUGUAUCUUUCCCUCUCUUCCCUCUAAUAAUAUCUGUACCUUUCCCUCUCUUCCCUCGAAUAAUAUCUGUACCUUUCCCUCUCUUCCCUCGAAUAAUAUCUGUACCUUUCCCUCUCUUCCCUCUAAUAAUAUCUGUACCUUUCCCUCUCUUCCCUCUAAUAAUAUCUGUACCUUUCCUCUCUUUCCUCGAAUAAUAUCUGUAUCUUUCCCUCUCUUUCCUCUAAUAAUAUCUGUACCUUUCCCUCUCUUCCCUCGAAUAAUAUCUGUAUCUUUCCCUCUCUUCCCUCUAAUAAUAUCUGUACCUUUCCCUCUCUUCCCUCGAAUAAUAUCUGUAUCUUUCCCUCUCUUCCCUCUAAUAAUAUCUGUACCUUUCCCUCUCUUCCCUCGAAUAAUAUCUGUAUCUUUCCCUCUCUUUCCUCGAAUAAUAUCUGUAUCUUUCCCUCUCUUCCCUCGAAUAAUAUCUGUACCUUUCCCUCUCUUCCCUCUAAUAAUAUCUGUAUCUUUCCCUCUCUUCCCUCGAAUAAUAUCUGUACCUUUCCCUCUCUUCCCUCUAAUAAUAUCUGUAUCUUUCCCUCUCUUCCCUCUAAUAAUAUCUGUACCUUUCCCUCUCUUUCCUCCCUCUAAUAUCUGUAUCUUUCCCUCUCUUCCCUCGAAUAAUAUCUGUACCUUUCCCUCUCUUUCCUCUAAUAAUAUCUGUACCUUUCCCUCUCUUCCCUCGAAUAAUAUCUGUAUCUUUCCCUCUCUUCCCUCUAAUAAUAUCUGUACCUUUCCUCUCUUUCCUCUAAUAAUAUCUUUUUCCCUCUCUUUCCUCUCUCUAAUAAUAUCUGUACCUUUCCCUCUCUUUCCCCUCCUAAUAAUAUCUAUUCCCCCUCUCUUCCCUCUAAUAAUAUCUGUACCUUUCCCUCUCUUCCCUCGAAUAAUAUCUAAUAAUAUCUGUAUCUUUCCCUCUCUUCCCUCUAAUAAUAUCUGUACCUUUCCCUCUCUUCCCUCUAAUAAUAUCUGUAUUCCUUUCCCUCUCUUUCCUCUCUUUCCUCCGAUAUCUAAUAAUAUCUUCCCUCUUCCCUUUCCCUCUUUCUUCCCCUCGAAUAAUAUCUGUAUCUUUCCCCUCUCUUCCCUCAAUAAUAUCUUAAUACCUUUCCCUCUCUUUCCUCUAAUAAUAUCUGUAUCUUUCCCUCUCUUUCCUCUAAUAAUAUCUGUAUCUUUCCCUCUCUUCCCUCGAAUAAUAUCUGUACCUUUCCCUCUCUUCCCUCGAAUAAUAUCUGUAUCUUUCCCUCUCUUCCCUCUAAUAAUAUCUGUACCUUUCCCUCUCUUCCCUCGAAUAAUAUCUGUAAAACACCUUCCUUUUAUCUGUAUCUUUCCCUCUCUUCCCCUAUAUAAUAUCUGUAAUAAUAAUAUCUUUCCUCUCUUCCCUCUUUUCUUUCCCUCUCUUCCCUCCGAAUAUGUCUGUGCCUUUCCUCUCUUUCCUCAAAUAAUAUCUUCCCUUCCUCUCUUCCCUCUUAAUAUCUGUACCUUUCCCUCUCUUCCCUCUAAUAUCUGUAUCUUUCCUCUCUUUCCUCUAAUAAUAUCUGUACCUUUUCCUCUCUUUCCUCUAAUAAUAUCUGUAUCUUUCCCUCUCUUCCCUCUAAUAAUAUCUAAUAAUAUCUGUACCUUUCCCUCUCUUUCCUCUAUCUGUAUCUUUCUCUCUUCCCUCUUUCCUCUCUUCCCUCUCUUUCCUAAUAUCUGUACCUUUUCUCUCUUUUUCCUCUAUAAUAUCUGUAUCUUUCCUCUCUUUCCUCUAAUAAUAUCUGUUACCUUUCCUCUCUUCCCUCUAAUAAUAUCUGUACCUUUCCCUCUCUUCCCUCCAAUAAUAUCUGUACCUUUCCCUCUCUUCCCUCGAAUAAUAUCUGUAUUUCCUCUCUUUCCUCUAAUAAUAUCUGUAUCUUUCCCUCUCUUUCCUCUAAUAUCUGUACCUUUUCCUCUCUUUCCUCGAAUAAUAUCUGUAUCUUUCCUCUCUUCCCUCUUAAUAAUAUCUGUAUCUUUCCCUCUCUUCCCUCAGAUAAUAUCUGUACCUUUUCCUCUCUUCCCUCUAAUAAUAUCUGUACCUUUCCCUCUUUCCUCUAUAAUAUCUGUAUCUUUCCCUCUCUUCCCUCUAAUAAUAUCUGUACCUUUCCCUCUCUUUCCUAAUAAUAUCUGUACCUUUCCCUCUCUUCCCCUCAAUAAUAUCUGUACCUUUCCCUCUCUUUCCUCUAAUAAUAUCUGUAUCUUUCCCUCUCUUCCCUCUAAUAAUAUCUGUAUCUUUCCCUCUCUUCCCUCUAAUAAUAUCUGUACCUUUCCCUCUCUUCCCUCAGGAUAA